UAAGCCAUCAGAAGCCGCACUCGGGAGCCAUGCAGCCGCUAGCACUCCUAAGCACCACGCUAUGCGCGGUGCUAUUGGUGAAGUUUUCCAACGCAUCUAAGCAACUCAAAAUUCCUCUGGUUUACGUUGGCCUCAACAAUACUUACUUGGGAAGGUCGCCUGUGCCGGAACCUCUCAGCUGCGACGAAGCCAUGCGGUACGUCGGCGUGGUAACCUUGGGCACACCACCGCAAUCAUUCAAAGUACUCUUCGACACGGGCUCGUCAAACCUGUGGGUGCCAUCGAGCAAAUGUGUUGACUCGAACAUCGGUUGCUCUCACGACUAG
This is a messenger RNA of Rhipicephalus microplus (southern cattle tick), 326 nucleotides long. Its product is annotated as lysosomal aspartic protease. The record is from RefSeq and is a predicted model, not a curated record. Gene Ontology annotation, molecular function: aspartic-type endopeptidase activity. NCBI's taxonomy places the organism in Eukaryota, Metazoa, Arthropoda, Arachnida, Ixodida, Ixodidae. Gene Ontology annotation, biological process: proteolysis; cell death. Gene Ontology annotation, cellular component: lysosome.